ACCCACCCCGCCGCAAGGCCCCGACCAAAAACACCAGCGAUCUGUGUCCUCUCACUCUCCCAGGACAAAACGAGGCAGCAAUGGCUUAUCGCAAUAGAAACUGGCACACCAUCUCUAAUUUCAAUAUAGUGCUUUUACCAGUCCUCUUGCUCAUGGCCUCGUCGGCGGCUACGGAGUCAUUGCGGAAGCCGUGUGAAUUUCCGGCUAUCUUCAACUUCGGCGAUUCGAACUCCGACACCGGCGGCCUCUCCGCUGCCUUCGGCCCAGCUCCUCCGCCCAACGGCGAGACAUUCUUCGGCCAGCCCUCCGGCCGUUAUUCCGACGGCCGCCUCAUCGUCGAUUUCAUCGCUGAAAGCCUUGGACUUCCUUUAUUAAGUGCUUAUCUUAACUCAAUUGGGACUAAUUUCUCCCAUGGAGCCAAUUUUGCCACUGCUGGUUCAACCAUAAGGAGACAAAAUACAACACUUUUUCAAAGUGGAUAUAGUCCCUUCUCUUUGGAUGUUCAAACCUGGCAGCUCACUCAGUUCAAGUCCAGAUCCCAGUUUUUCUACUCACAAGGAGCCGUUUUCAGAGAUUUGUUGCCAAAUGAAGAAUAUUUUUCGAAGGCACUUUACACCUUUGACAUUGGUCAGAAUGACCUCACGGCAGGCUAUUUCCUUGGGAUGACAACUGAAGAAGUUAAAGAAAAUAUUCCUGAUAUUCUCGAUCAAUUCGCUGUCGCAAUAAAGACUAUAUAUUGGCAAGGUGGGAGAUACUUUUGGAUCCACAACACCGGUCCUUUUGGCUGUCUCCCCUAUGUUUUGGAUAGGCUGACCUUGAAAGCUUCCGAGGUAGACCGUAAUGGUUGUGGAAUUCCAUUCAAUGGAGUGGCUCAGCUAUUCAAUUCAAAGCUAAAUGAUACUGUAAUACAGCUUAGAAAGGAACUUCCUCUUGCAUCUUUCACAUAUGUUGAUAUUUACUCCAACAAGUACGGGCUCAUUAGCCAUGCAAGAGAAUAUGGAUUUGAACACCCACUUAUGGCUUGUUGUGGCCAUGGUGGAGCUUACAACUACAACAGAACGAUAGGCUGUGGAUCCAAAACUGUAGUAAAUGGAACAGAAAUUAUUCUUGCAAACUCAUGCAAAGAUCCCCUUAAGCGUAUCAACUGGGAUGGAGUCCAUUACACGCAAGCUGCAAAUCAAUGGAUUUUUGGACAAAUAUCACAAGGGGCUUUUUCUGAUCCUCCUCUUCCUAUCACAAUGGCUUGCUACAAUCAAACAGCAUAAGAGCUACUAGGCUUUGAAUGUUUGUCAUUUGGAAUUGGUUGAAAAGGCAUUAUGUAUGAUUUGGGUUUUUUUAUUUAUUUUAUGGUUUCUUAGUUUGAAAUUGUAUUAUUGUUAAAUUUCGCAUGCAUUGGGGAAUAGAGCGUGAGGAUUAGAAUACAAGAAAAGUGAUGGUUGUGAUUA
Molecule: messenger RNA, 1445 nt
Organism: Dendrobium catenatum
Lineage: Eukaryota; Viridiplantae; Streptophyta; Magnoliopsida; Asparagales; Orchidaceae
Product: GDSL esterase/lipase At3g26430
Exons: 5
Coding region: 81-1265 (394 amino acids)
Molecular function (GO): hydrolase activity, acting on ester bonds
Source: RefSeq, a predicted model, not a curated record